Molecule: messenger RNA, 1677 nt
Organism: Pecten maximus
Lineage: Eukaryota; Metazoa; Mollusca; Bivalvia; Pectinida; Pectinidae
Product: ribosome maturation protein SBDS-like
Exons: 6
Coding region: 167-925 (252 amino acids)
Biological process (GO): cytosolic ribosome assembly; ribosome biogenesis
Source: RefSeq, a predicted model, not a curated record
UGCUCAUUCAUGUUGUAACUUCCGGUGUUGCUCCAUCAUUUCUUCGCAAAUGCAAUCUUUUCUUAUUUCGUGCUUGUUUUCGUGUCAUCAGCAGCCGCUAUUCGUGACAUAGGUGUAGCAUCAAACAUUUUCUUCCAGUGUUAUAUCUGGUGUGGUUUUUAGAGAAAUGGCGACGCUGAAACAGCCCACAGGUCAGAAGCGACUGACCAAUGUUGCUGUUGUAAGGCUGAAGAAAGGAGGGAAGAGAUUUGAGAUAGCAUGCUACCCCAACAAAGUUGUAUCAUGGAGGAACAAAGUAGAAACAGAUAUAGAUGAAGUGCUGCAAACUCAUGCUGUUUUCACGAAUGUUUCCAAGGGAGAAAUGGCCAAAACAGCUGAACUGAAAAAGAUCUUUGGUACAGACAAUCAGACAGAGAUCUGUUUACAGAUAAUAGCCAAGGGUGAAUUACAAGUGUCGGAGAAGGAACGUCAUGCACAAUUAGAAUCUAUGUUCAAAGACAUUGCUACAAUAGUAUCAGAUAAAUGUGUAAACCCAGACACGAAUCGUCCGUACCCAGUAACACUCAUUGAAACAGCCAUGAAGGAUAUACAUUUCUCUGUGAAACCAACAAGAAGUACAAAACAGCAGGCAUUAGAGGUGAUAAAACAGCUCACAGAAACAGAUUCAAUCAACAUACAGAGAGCCCACAUGCAAUUAAAGAUCACUGUCCCAGGAAAAGAUGGGAAGAAGGUUCGAGAAAAAGUGAAGAAACUUGCUACAACAGUUGAACAAGAUGAAUUUGAUCAUGAUUUGGAAAUGGUGAUAUUGGUAGAUCCUGGGUGUUACAGAGAGAUCCAUGAUAUUGUGGUGUCAGGGACAAAAGGAAAGGGACAGUUUGAAGUGCUGAACUUAAAACAUGUGGAGGAAGGAGACGAGAUGAUGUAAAGGACGAAUGUUAUAGACAUAUUGGUUGUGUGUUGUCUUCCCACCGGCUCCAUCGCUAGAUAAGCCAUCAUGUGUCAUCAGUAAGCAACCUAUCCAGAAGACAACAGUUGUGUCUCCCCACAUACUAUUGGAAGAUUAGAUAGUGAUUGAUGUGCUCCUGUUUGCAAUGCAUGUUUUAUCAUCAUAUUUAGGAGAUGAAGCAGAUUCAUCCAAGCAGACCCAAUAAGUGUUCCUUUUGUAAAAUUGUAAUCUGAUGCUGACCCGACAUUAUAUAUCAAGGAAACCGUGCAUUGUACUAAUUUUGUAUGGUACAUUUCUGUUAGCAUGCUACCUAAACAGUAGGACAUCAGACUGGUUUUUAGCAUCCUACUGACCAGUAGGACGUCAGACUGGUUUUUAGCAUCCUAUCUGACCAGUAGGACAUCAGACUGGUUUUUAGCAUCCUAUCUGACCAGUAGGACGUCAGACUGGAUUUUAGCAUCCUAUCUGACCAGUAGGAUGUCAAGACUGGUUUUUAGCAUCCUAUCUGACCAGUAGGACAUCAGGCUAGGUUAACAUAGACAUCGUCAGACUCCAAAAACAGACUGUUGUAUGACUGCUGUGUUCAACUGCAGUGAAAUAUUGAUUAGUAUGCUUUGUUCAGAUUCUCAUUGUGAAUUAAAAUUGGCCUAUAUUUUUAAUUCUAUAUUAAAUAUCAAUGUAUACUUAAAUGUGCAAUUUUGUGAGAAAAAAAUAAAUCGUGCAUAAAGGUU